This is a messenger RNA of Menidia menidia (Atlantic silverside), 450 nucleotides long. The record is from the annotation of a GenBank genome assembly. Lineage: Eukaryota; Metazoa; Chordata; Actinopteri; Atheriniformes; Atherinopsidae.
AUGCAGAUAUGCAACGUGUGCAGGGAGCAGACGCCAAAAUACAGAUGUCCAGCCUGUAAAAUACGAUAUUGUUCACUUGGUUGUUACAAGAAGCAUAAAGAUUCCUGCACUCCUGUUAAAAAUCAUUCAACUCGAAAUCACGAGUGCUCAGAUGGCAGCAGCUCAGUGUCCGCUGAGCCAUGGAGUGUGGACGACCUUCUGCAUGAAGACGGCAUCAUCGACAAAGUGCCUCCGCAGAGGCUGCAGCUGUUGGGUGAGUCAAAAGAGCUUCGAGAGCUUCUGUGUAACCCCCACCUGAGACAGCUGCUGGCCUCUGUCGACAGUGCGGAGAACAAGGCCGACGCCAUGAGGGCCGCCAUGCAGGAGCCUCUUUUCGUUGAAUUUUCAGAUCAGUGUUUGAAAAUUGUCCAAAGUGACGCGGAAGCUUCAACAUCCAGGGAUGAUUUGUAA